Molecule: messenger RNA, 552 nt
Organism: Nannospalax galili (Upper Galilee mountains blind mole rat)
Lineage: Eukaryota; Metazoa; Chordata; Mammalia; Rodentia; Spalacidae
Product: keratin-associated protein 11-1
Exons: 1
Coding region: 1-552 (183 amino acids)
Cellular component (GO): keratin filament
Molecular function (GO): structural molecule activity
Source: RefSeq, a predicted model, not a curated record
AUGUCCUUCAACUGCUCCACAAGAAAUUGCUCUUCCAGGCCAAUUGGAGAGCGCUGCACUAUCCCAGUGGGUCCAGUUGCCACUGCUUCUACUCGUGAUGUUGACUGCCUGAGUGGCAUCUAUUUGCCCAGUUCUUUCCAAACUGGUUCCUGGCUGCUGGAGCACUGUCAGGAGUCCUGCUGCGAGCCCACUGUCUGCCAGCCAACAUGCUACCAGAGAACUUCCUGUAUCUCCAGUCCUGCCCGGGUAACUUGCUCUCGACAAACUACCUGUGUCUCCAAUCCCUGCUCAACUCCCUGCAGCCGGCCACUCACCUUCGUGUCCAGUGGUUGUCAGUCCCUGGGAGGCAUCUCCAGCUCCUGCCAACCAGUGGGGGGCAUCUCCAGCUCCUGUCAACCAGUGGGGGGCAUCUCCAUCUCCUGCCAACCAGUGGGGGGCGUCUCCAGCUCCUGUCAACCAGUGGGAGGCAUCUCUACCGUCUGCCAACCAGCCUGCGGGUUCUCCAGGACAUACCAACAGUCCUAUGUGUCCAGCUGCCGAAGAACUUGCUAA